Molecule: messenger RNA, 583 nt
Organism: Euleptes europaea (tarantolino)
Lineage: Eukaryota; Metazoa; Chordata; Lepidosauria; Squamata; Sphaerodactylidae
Product: E3 ubiquitin-protein ligase RNF170-like
Exons: 4
Coding region: 159-515 (118 amino acids)
Molecular function (GO): ubiquitin protein ligase activity
Source: RefSeq, a predicted model, not a curated record
ACUGCACAGAUCUUCCUGGAUCAGGUUCCUGUCUGAUUGAGUACUGGAAACAUGGAUCUUGGCUAGGAGAAAUAAAGUGUCCACUCUGCAGACAGAAGGUUAUUCUUCUUUACAACGUCUCUUAUGAAAAUCAGCAGGAUAAGCAAAGCAAACAAAUUAUGUAUGACAUCAGAGAUUACAACAAACGCUUUUCAGGACAGCCUCGGCCUUUUGCAGAUUACCUCUAUGACAUGCCAUUACUUCUCAACCUUGCCGUCCGAGGAGUCUUCACCUUGGGUGGUCUUGUAGGAAUCUUCUUCCUAAGAGUUGUCAUCUGCUCGUUUGGAAUUAUUAUGAGCUUAACUUGUCCAUUUGACGUGAUGCCAGAACCUCUUUGUGGAAUCCUGGGUGCAUUCGAUGACCUGGUUGUUGUGUUCCUACUUUUAAUUUGUAUGAUAAACAUUUGUUCACAAAUGGAAUCAGAAGGAGCAAAUUUGGCAAACUCUACAACACAAAACAUCUUGUUGGAAUCUUAAUGGACCAAAGCACUGCUUCUUCCUAAAUGAAAACUGAUCAGAUCAUGAUGAGCUCUCCUGACAUUUGG